Nanorana parkeri is the source of this 1320-nucleotide messenger RNA. RefSeq names its product G protein-coupled receptor 65 (gene GPR65). The transcript has 4 exons. Bases 1 to 1320 code for a protein of 439 amino acids. The record is from RefSeq and is a predicted model, not a curated record. NCBI's taxonomy places the organism in Eukaryota, Metazoa, Chordata, Amphibia, Anura, Dicroglossidae. Gene Ontology annotation, cellular component: membrane. Gene Ontology annotation, biological process: G protein-coupled receptor signaling pathway. Gene Ontology annotation, molecular function: G protein-coupled receptor activity.
AUGCUCAGUGGCGAUCCCGUGCAGGAGGAUGAAUGCGGGCGCAUGCUCAGUGGCGAUCCCGUGCAGGAGGAUGAAUGCGGGCGCAUGCUCAGUGGCGAUCCCGUGCAGGAGGAUGAAUGCGGGCGCAUGCUCAGUGGAGAUCAUCGGCAGGGAGAAGAGGAGAGACACAGUGACACGCCGAAGAGAACCUGUCAGAUCUUCUACAUGAACGCUGCUGUUUUCACUGAUUAUACGAUGAAAAAAUUGUUUCAGGACCUGCUCAGCAAAACUCAGGCACCCGGCGGAAAAUGUGCGACCGCCAAAAAUAUUGUUGCUGGGCCGGCGGUGAACAACAACACUACGUGCUUCGUGAAUCAUGAUAUCGACGAGGUUUUGUUCCCAACCAUUUAUAUCAUCGUGAUUGUGGUCAGCGUCCCCGCCAAUCUGAUCUCGCUGUACGUCUCUUACUUACAAGUGACGAAGAAGAAUGAAUUGGGGAUUUACUUGUUCAAUCUGUCCUUCGCUGACCUCCUCUACGCCCUGACUUUACCCUUGUGGGUCGAUUUCAGCCUCCACCACGACAAUUGGAGGUUUUCCGAAUGGCUCUGCAGGUUGAGUUCCUUCUUGAUGCACACCAAUCUGUACAGCAGCGCCGGCUUCCUGACCUGCGUCUCCCUGGACCGCUACCUAGCCGUGGUCUAUCCCUUGAAGUACCGCCAUCUUCGGACCAGGAAAGUGGCGGCGCUGGUCAGCCUGACGGUGUGGACCAUACAGUGCGCUUCGAACAUCGUCAUCGUCCUCAAAAAGGAGACUUACAAUGACACGGGGGACCUCGUGUGCUACGACGUUUUCCCCAUGGAGAGAUGGAAAGCCGCUUUCAGUAUUUUCAACGUCUGCGUCGGCCAUUUUUUGCCGCUGCUGAUCAUGGUGGUCUGCUACUAUAGGAUUUACGUGGCGGUGAGCCUGAACCAAGCCACGGCGGACAAGGACAAGCGCAAAAUUAGGCAGUUGCUCCUCGCUAUAAUGGUGACGUUUGUGCUGAGUUUCACACCUUACCACGUCGUCUUGUUCCUCCGGAGCAUCUACGAGCCUGGCAGCUGCCACUUUGCAAAAAAGAUAUUUCAGCCGUACAAACUAACCUUGGCGCUAUCGAGCGUCAACUGUCUCGCCGACCCCUUGCUGUACUGCUUCGUCAGUGAGAUCGGGAGAGCCGAUGCCAAGGCCAUACUGUACUGCUUCCAACCUCAGGGGGAAUCGCCGGCUAGUACCGAAUACAAAAUGUCAUCAAUGUCACCAAGUCAUGCCAAAGUUAAAAGUAUACAUGGCUUGGGCACUGUCUAA